AGUGAGGGGAAAAGAGGAAGAAAUCCACGUAGCCUGUCCUGCAUCGUCCAGCCGUGUAAUGUCCUCAAUGUGUACGUUUAUUUGAAGAAACGCUGCUUUCAAUUAAGCGGAUAACGGUAUUCAUAGUGGCAGGCUAACGUGGAAUAACCCAAAUUGGUCCAGUUUGCUGAAAGGGAGAGGACUAAAAUGGAGCUGGAAGACGGAGUUGUGUACCAGGACGACCCGGGGACAUCAGCGAUGAUGUCUGAGAGGGUAUCGGGCCUGGCCAACUCCAUCUACCGCGAGUUCGAGAGGCUCAUCGGUAAAUACGACGAGGACGUGGUGAAGGAGCUGAUGCCGCUGGUCGUGGCUGUGCUGGAGAACCUUGACUCGGUGUUCGCGGAGAACCAGGAGCACGAAGUGGAGCUGGAGCUGCUGAAGGAGGACAACGAGCAGCUCAUCACCCAGUACGAGCGGGAGAAAGCGCUGAGGAAACAUGCAGAGGAGAAGUUCAUUGAGUUUGAGGACACUCACGAACAGGAUAAGAAGGACCUGCAGAACCGCGUGGACAGAAUGGAGUCCCACUCGCGGCAACUGGAACUCAAGAUCAAAAACUACGCAGACCAGAUUGGCAGGUUAGAAGAACGAGAAUUGGAGCUCAAGAAAGAAUUCAACUCCCUGCACCAGCGACACACGGAGAUGAUCCAUAACUAUAUGGAGCAUGUCGAGAGGAUCAAACUGCAGCAGAUUAGUGAGACUUCAGAGUCGAGCGCGGCCGGCAGAAUCAGGAGAGAGCGGCCUGUUUCUUUGGGGAUCUUCCCGUCACCUGGUGGAGCGCCUAUGCUAGUCCCCAACCCCCAGGCCAAAGCAGAGACACCGGGCACAGAGGGCUGGAGGUUCACCGACCCAGCGCGGUCCAACACUAGCCUCAAGCAGUUGGACUUUGUCGACCCCCCAAAGGAAAGGGAGGGUAAGAGUGCGCAGGACUCUACUUGGGGGAAUUCAGUGGCAGACGACUGCAAGGAUGAACUGUUGGACCUCACCGGCUCUACGACACCGAUGUCCACCACAGCGUCUGACAUGGAGAGGGAAGAUGGGAAGAGCACAGAGGUGCAGGAUAAACCGGGGACCGGAUCGAAAUUAGUGGGUUUGCCUGAAAAUGAGGACAGCUCAGACGUGCAGGACAUUAUUGAGUCCACUCCUGAGCUGGACAUGGAUCUCAUUGGAUACAAGCCCUGCAGUACUCCUACUCAAGGCAUUGAGAACCUGGCAUUUGACCGAAACACAGAGUCUCUGUUUGAAGAGCUGUCAUGUGCAGGCACUGGGAUCAUAGGGGAUGUGGAUGAAGGGGCCGACCUGCUGGUGGAGUACUCUGACCUUAGUUUGAUUGGUAUGGGCCGGGAAGUUGAAAAUCUCAUUCAGGAGAAUUCACAACUGCUUGAGACAAAGAAUGCUCUGAACGUGGUGAAUAAAGACUUGAUACUGAAGGUGGACGAGUUAACCUGUGAGAAGGAGAUGUUGCAGGGAGAGAUGGAGGCUGUGCUGCAGGCCAAGGCCAAGUUGGAAGACAAGAGCAGAGAGAUGGAGGAGGAUCUCAAAAAAGUGCGACUGGAAGUGGAGGAAGUGAAACACAAAACUAAAGAGGAAGAAGACAGUGAUGUACCUACAGCCCAGAGGAAGCGCUUCACCAGAGUGGAAAUGGCCAGAGUGCUGAUGGAAAGGAACCAGUACAAAGAGAGGCUGAUGGAGCUACAGGAAGCAGUGCGGUGGACAGAGAUGAUCCGGGCCUCGAGAGAAAAUCCAGCACUCUCAGAAAAAAAGAAAUCCAGCAUCUGGCAGUUCUUCAGCAGACUGUUUAGCUCCUCCUCCAAUUCCCCACCUAUGAAGAAGGUGGAAUCCCAGUCCAACAUCAAGUACAACGCUCCGGGCGGCAUGGUGAAGAGGAGCAGCACCUUCUCCCAGUUCCCCACAGAGAAGUCCAAGACGUUCGACUUCCUCAAUGAAGAAAAGGACCAGUGCAGCUCGCCAUCGCGUAAAGAGCAGAAGAGAGCGCAGUACAGACAAGUCAAGGCCCACAUGCAGAAGGAGGAUGGACGAGUCACCGCACACGGCUGGAGCCUGCCCAGCAAAUACAAGGUAGCAAACGGUGGACAAGUGGAGAACAAAAUGAAACUACCUGUACCGGUAUACUUGAGACCUCUGGAUCAGAAAGAUGCUUCUAUGAAGCUGUGGUGUUCUGCAGGGGUCAACUUGUCUGGGGGGAGGACAUUACCAGAGCUCAUGAAGCAGACGAAGGGUUCUCAGAGUAGCCUGGACCAGUUGGAGCAAGAGAAUAAGGAUCAGGAUAAAGGGGAGCAGGAGAAGGAGCUGGUCCUUCAGGACGAGACCAGUAGGGUGUGGGUGUGCACCAGCACCCACACCUCCACCAAGGUCAUGGUGCUGGACGCCAGUCAGCCCUCUGACCUACUUGACACCUUCUACGCCUGCAACACCCACGUCGUCUGCAUUGCCAGCGUGCCAGGCGUGUUGGAGACGGAUUAUUCGUCAGGUGAGGAGGUUCCUCCAGACCUGGAGGCUGGCCAAGGUGACAGGGUGUCACUGGCCGGCAGUGUGGCCAGUGUGGGCUCAACAGGCAGCGAUGGUGCCAUGGCAGCAGAGGGGACCACCGCCAUCCCCCAGACGGCCAGCGCAGGUGUCACCGACCAGCCGGCGGAGCACAGCGGCAUCUCCAGCUCAGUUGAGCUGUCCAGAGAGACCAGUCCAGCAGAAGACGGCGUUCCUGCAGCAGAAGAGGCAACGGAAGCUACGGAGGCUAACGCAGGUGUGGGCGAAGAAGGAGAAGAGGACCAGGGAGCGGAUCAAAACCAGCCAGGAAUGUACACGGAGCAUGUGUUCACUGACCCGCUGGGGGUGGGACCCACUGACUCCCCUUCUGCUGACGCACAGAGGGGCUGUGGCCAUGAUGGGGAAACCUUUCCAGAAGACUCAGACCUGUCAGAUGGGGAAGUCCUGAGGGUGAGCAGCGCCCUCCCCACAAUGUGGCUGGGAGCUCAGAAUGGAUGUCUGUAUGUGCACUCGUCUGUGGCUCGAUGGAGGAAGUGUCUCCAUGCCAUCAAGCUGAAAGACUCCAUCCUCAGCAUAGUGCACGUUAAAGGGAGAGUCCUGGUAGCUUUGGCUGAUGGGACGUUAGCAAUUUUCCACAGAAGCAUUGACGGUCAGUGGGAUUUAACAAACUACCACCUGUUGGAUCUGGGCCGGCCUCACCAUUCCAUCCGCUGUAUGACCGUAGUCCAUGACAAGGUGUGGUGCGGCUACAGGAACAAGAUCUACGUCAUCCAGCCCAAGGCCAUGAGGAUAGAGAAGUCAUUUGACGCUCAUCCUCGCAAGGAGAGUCAGGUCCGGCAGCUGGCCUGGGUUGGAGACGGUAUCUGGGUUUCCAUUCGACUGGAUUCAACUCUACGUUUGUUUCAUGCCCACACAUACCAGCACCUCCAGGACGUGGACAUCGAGCCCUACGUCAGCAAGAUGUUGGGUACGGGUAAACUGGGCUUCUCGUUUGUGAGAAUCACCGCUCUGAUGGUGUCCUGCAGCCGACUCUGGGUGGGGACAGGAAACGGCGUCAUCAUCUCCAUCCCGCUGUCUGAAGCCAACAAGACUACGGGAAUUGUGCCAAAUCGGCCCGGCAGUGCUGUACGGGUUUACAGUGAUGACGGUUCAGACUGUGCCAUGCAGGGCUGCUUUGUGCCAUACUGCUCCAUGGCCCACGCCCAGCUGUGUUUCCAUGGACAUCGAGAUGCUGUCAAGUUUUUUGUCAGUGUGCCAGGUCAGGCGAUGCCCCCCCCAGGCAGUGCAGAUUCAGGCUCUGAUGACCCUCCAUCUGAAUCCUCUGACACAGCGACCUCUGAGGCCAAAACAUACCUGGUCAUGAGUGGAGGCGAAGGCUACAUUGACUUCAGAAUGGGUGAUGAAGGCGGCGAGUUGGACGGUUUAUCAGAGCCAACAGCCAGCCAGCAGUCACCGCCUACCAAGGCCGAGCAGAGCCACCUCAUCGUCUGGCAGGUCGCAACUUCUCAUGACUGAAGAAAAAAAUAAAUAAUCACAGACUGUCUCAACGCCAGGGCCGCCCACCAAACCCCCCCGCAUGUCCUCCUUGAAGUUUUUAAUUUGAUAUUACUGAUUGUUCUUAAUGCCUGAGUAGUUGAAUACUUUGUAAAAAAAAAAAACACAAUUAUUUUUAGUCCCAUGUUUUGUACAGUUUUAUUCUUUAUGAAUUUGAAUGAGUUAUGGUGAGGUUUAUGUAAACUUAAAGAAUACGUCCAAGGUCCAAGUGUUCCCUUCUGCCGGGUUGCAUGUUGGAAAAGUGUGAGCACAGCGGAAAAGUUGGCACAACUAAAGUUGUAGGCAUAGUGUGAUCAGGUUAUGAAUGGAAGUUGUUGGUUUUCCAAAUGUUAAAAAGGGUUUAGAUGUGAAAGAUAAAAGGGAAAAGCGCUUUCUUUAAAAAGUGAAAGAGCAGAAAGUUGAACUGAAGUAUAUUUUAUAUUCUACACAUACUGACUUUUACAUUUGUAAACCACAUGUCUGUGUGAGCAUCAGGUGUGUGUGUAUGCAUUCUCUGAGCGUUUUUAUUAACUUAACCCUUAGGGCUGGGUGUCAAAACAUGUUCCCUACAAGUCAAAAUGUAUACAAAAUUUCAAAAGGUUAAAUUCUUUGAAUGUGUUAUCUGAGACUAAUUACUCUACUGUAUGAUCGGAUUAUUAGAAAAGCAGCUUGCACGUACCUGCGGUAAAUUAAAUGUGCUUUUGUUUUGCAAAGGUUGUAGGAUAAAGCAUUCUGAAAAGGUCGUAUUAACAUAGAUGACGCAGAGCCCCGUUUGCCACAGGUUUAUGUUUUAAGACAUGAGUAAUGUGUAAGCAGCUUGGGUACUGCUACUGAAUAGAAGAACCAGCUUACUGUACUGUAGGUUAGCAUUAGCUUGGGGGGGAAAUCCUGUAUCAUCGUCCCAGUGUGUGUGCCUGCUCGGACGUUUUUAAAGCUAAACCCUCGUCUGUCGUGUGAGGAAAAUCUGCCUGUGCCACCAGCUUGGUGCUUCCUGUUUGCUUCAGCUCAUUGGCACUUUAAAAUGUUAGAUGUUAGUUGCUUGAGGUUUGGAAGAACACCCAUAGUAAUGUUCACUACACUACUAUGUGCUAAUCGUGAGAAGGGAACAAAAUGUACAAAUAUUUGUAGCGAGGUGUCACCCCAGUAACCAAAGGACGAAAGAAGAAGCACCGUGAAACUGACUGUUUUAUUAUUUUUCAUCAUUUCCAACUUAAAACGUCUUGUGAGUCUAAUAAUUUGAGGGUGUACGUGCGUUUUCAGGGCGUCAUCUAAAUGGGAAAUAAGCUUGAAUAAGGGAAUCUGACUAAAAAAUAACACGUGUGUGUGGCAUGCACACAGCACUAAAGGUAGUCUCUCCUGACUGCUUCAUCAUUCCUUGUUUUGUUGUUACAAAUACAUUUGGAGAACUGGAAGGCAAUUAUCUUUUAGACAUUGUUUGUGUUUUGUAUUCAUGUGUGAGACACUUUUAUUAAGUAUUUUGAUUAUGACUGUAACACGAUAGAAGGAUGCCAAUAUUAAGCUGGUGUUUUAAUUUGUUUUUAUACCUGAAAAGUCUGGCCAAGAUUGGUCUUCAGUCCAUUUAAAAAUAGGAACUUUGUAUUAUGUUCUUGCCAUUCCAGUAUUUAUUUCCUUUUGUUAAUGAGCCUAUAUUGGUUCAGAAUGUAACUUUCUACAUGAGCAAAAUAUAAUGGGAGGCUAUUGUAAACAAAAUAGUCCAAUGAGUUUACGUGAUUGUUAAUAAUAGUCAAAUAAAAAGAAAUCAAUGUUAUCAUGUUGGACAUUUCUGACAAACCAUGAGAUAAAAGUUUGCAACAAUAACUUGGUGGUUUUCGAACAACACAUUCAUGUACUAAGCUAUGCAUGUUUUUGUUUUUUUUAAAGAAGACACUGCUAUGUUUUCAGCUAAAGCUCCGUUUAUUGCCACCGUUUUGGGUGGGGUGGAUGUGUGUUUGUGUGUACAGUACAUGUAGGAGUUUGAACGCGAGACACAUUUGUCAGUGUAUGUUUGAUUUUGAAAAAAAUGUACGGUGUAUGUGUGCUCACUGUACGUCCAUCUGUAUUACCCCAGAGACUGGUCACAUUAACCUGGUGCACCGGGCUUCUCUGGAUGCCAUGACGGUGAUUCCUUCUGGUCAAUGUUUGCUAAAACAGCAUCAUAGCCUUAUUUUUAACAAUCUAUUAAACUCAGUUUCAUGGAGACA
This is a messenger RNA of Cottoperca gobio, 6278 nucleotides long. It is a transcript of the gene spag9a, whose product is annotated as sperm associated antigen 9a. Gene Ontology annotation, cellular component: cytoplasm. Gene Ontology annotation, biological process: vesicle-mediated transport. Lineage: Eukaryota; Metazoa; Chordata; Actinopteri; Perciformes; Bovichtidae. Bases 187 to 4059 code for a protein of 1290 amino acids. The record is from RefSeq and is a predicted model, not a curated record. The transcript has 32 exons. Gene Ontology annotation, molecular function: JUN kinase binding; kinesin binding; MAP kinase scaffold activity.